Molecule: messenger RNA, 264 nt
Organism: Caenorhabditis remanei
Lineage: Eukaryota; Metazoa; Nematoda; Chromadorea; Rhabditida; Rhabditidae
Exons: 2
Coding region: 1-264 (87 amino acids)
Biological process (GO): defense response to other organism
Source: RefSeq, a predicted model, not a curated record
AUGAACUUCCACACUCUCCUUUUCGCCCUUUUAUUGGUGUCCUACGCUGCGGCUGGAAUUGACUUCAGUACUUGUGCUAGAAUGGAUGUUCCAGUUCUUGAUAAAGCUGCUCGUGGACUUUGCAUCACAAGUUGCAGUAUGCAGAACUGUGGAACCGGAUACUGUGAGAAACGCAGUGGAAGACCAACUUGUGUCUGCAGUAGAUGUGCGAAUGGAGGAGGAAAUAUUCCACUCGAUUCACUGAUCAAAAGAGGAAAACGAUAA